AUGGCCGUUGGAAAAGACUGGGAGAUUGUACAGGAGAAGGCUUUCACUGCUUGGGUCAACUCAGUGUUGGACAAACGUGGAGAUAAGAUUGCUGAUGUGUCCAAGGAUUUGAGCGAUGGUGUAAAGUUGAUCUUCUUCCUCGAGAUGAUCUCUGGAAAGAAGUUGGGCAAGAAGUUCGACCUUGACCCCAAGGCCAGAAUCCACAUGAUCCAAAACCUCGCCCUUGCCAUCGCCUUUGUAGACAAUGACCUAAAGAUCAAAGUACCAGGUGUUGGAGCUGAAGGUAUGUUGAUCAA
This is a messenger RNA of Acytostelium subglobosum LB1, 296 nucleotides long. RefSeq lists its product as hypothetical. Gene Ontology annotation, cellular component: plasma membrane; cortical actin cytoskeleton; cell junction. Gene Ontology annotation, biological process: actin cytoskeleton organization. The record is from RefSeq and is a predicted model, not a curated record. The annotation marks the transcript as partial. The transcript has a single exon. Gene Ontology annotation, molecular function: actin filament binding. Lineage: Eukaryota; Evosea; Eumycetozoa; Acytosteliales; Acytosteliaceae.